Molecule: messenger RNA, 10639 nt
Organism: Nothobranchius furzeri (turquoise killifish)
Lineage: Eukaryota; Metazoa; Chordata; Actinopteri; Cyprinodontiformes; Nothobranchiidae
Gene: clvs2
Product: clavesin 2
Biological process (GO): lysosome organization
Cellular component (GO): membrane; clathrin-coated vesicle; trans-Golgi network
Molecular function (GO): phosphatidylinositol bisphosphate binding
Source: RefSeq, a predicted model, not a curated record
UCAGCGGGCAGACGGCAGCGGGAGGAGGAGCGGAUUCGGUAAUCCCCCCUCAUCACCCCACCCCUCUCCAAAACUCAGAACCAGGAGGCAGGAGGGGAACGUAACCUCACGGGGACACAUGUGCUGCUGGACCCCCCCUCCCCACAUUCUGAGUUUAGCGAUCCAGAUUCAGCCCAGACCCUAGCGGAUCGGUGAGAACAAAAAUAGGUACAAUUUGGACGCAGAGACGUUUUUCCGGUAACGGAGCCAAAGGCAGGUCGGCGGAUGGAGAUGCGUUUUGAAGGCGGAGGCUUAGUGGCGUUGAUGUAGCAGGAGGCUGCAGGCUCGUGCCGCAUUGCCUGACCACCGCCGAGGAGACGGUGAUGCUUCCGUCGUCAUUGUGUCACAGAACGAGAGGAGAGGCUUUGACGUGAUGGGGGCGCGCGGCUGCCUGUCGGGACUCCCGGAUCAGCAGGUUGGACGCGCAGCCUGAAGCCUGGAAGACUCCACACGUCCAAUCCGCGCAGAAACGUUUGGAUCGAGUUGGAUUUUGAAGGCGAAACGGAAACGAGUCGGUGCGUAAACGUGGAUGGUCGGUUUGGUGAAGAUGCAGGAGUGGAUGAUCCCACCAGCAGCGUCGGAACCAGUUCAGGGUGGAUUAGAGAGCAGCAGGCCUCUGUCUGAAGUCAGCCACUGAUCAGUGAACCGAACCCAGCGCCUCCUGCCCUGUUGCUGCGGAGGGACGAGUUUAUUCUAGUGCAGGCUGCUGUGGUGUGGACCCCCCGCGGAGGGACAGCUGUUGCAGAGGAUGACUCACUUACAGGCUGGCCUCUCUCCAGAGACCCUGGAGAAGGCCAAGGUGGAGCUGAAGGAAAACUCUGAGACUUUGCACCAGGACAUCCAGGAGGUACGGGACAUGAUCAUCACCCGUCCGGACAUUGGGUUCCUCAGGACAGAUGAUGCUUUCAUCCUCAGGUUCCUCAGGGCCCGGAAGUUCAACCACUUCGAGGCAUUCCGGCUGCUGGCUCAGUAUUUUGAGUACAGGCAGCAGAACCUGGACAUGUUCAAGAACUUGAAAGCCACCGAUCCGGGCAUCAAACAGGCCCUGAAGGACGGGUUCCCUGGGGUUCUGUCCAACCUGGACAGAUACGGGAGGAAAAUUCUGGUUCUGUUUGCAGCCAACUGGGACCAAAGCAGGUACACGUUUGUGGACAUCCUCAGAGCAAUCCUUCUGUCGCUGGAAACUAUGAUUGAAGAUCCCGAGUUGCAGGUUAACGGAUUCAUCCUCAUCAUCGACUGGAGCAACUUCACCUUCAAGCAGGCGUCCAAACUGACUCCCAGCAUGCUGCGGCUGGCCAUCGAGGGGCUGCAGGACAGUUUUCCGGCCCGAUUCGGAGGGAUCCACUUUGUGAACCAGCCCUGGUACAUCCACGCUCUCUACACCGUCAUUCGACCCUUCCUCAAGGACAAAACCAGGAAGCGGAUCUUCAUGCACGGGAAUAACCUGAACAGCCUCCAUCAGCUCAUCCACCCUGAGAUCCUGCCGUCAGAGCUGGGAGGGAUGAUGCCGCCGUACGACAUGGGGACGUGGGCCCGUACGCUGCUGGACCAUGCCUACGACGAGGAGCCAGACUACUGCCCUGAGUCCUACACCCUGUCGGUCCAGGACCUGGAGAGGGACCUGGAGAAGAACCUGUCCCCAAAAAGCAUGAAGAGAUCUCAGUCGGUGGUGGAACCAGGAGUCCUGAAGAGACCAGACAAAGCGAAGAGCGACGAGGACAACAUGCAGCCACUGCUCUCGCUGGACUAAACCCACCAAACGCCACAGAGGCACAAACAAAUCAGUACUCCGACACAUAGCUACACUGAGCGACCUGUGCACCUGUUCUGCAGAAACAGCUUCCUCCAUAGCGUUCUGCUGCUGUUGGACUAAAGCAGACGACCAGAGCGACUUCUCCUCAGACCCAAAGGCAACCUCAGAGCUUCUGGUGGUCUUCUGUUCAGUAUAUUUAUUUAUUUGAUUACAUGUCAAGUGCCAAUUCCAGAAACUGUAAAAAUGACGUCUUUGAAUUAUCCGGAACAAGCAGAGACGAUGCGUCUGAGACCUCAGAGGAGGAGCCGUGUGGUACAGAUGAAGGGUCAGAAGAACGAGGGAUUCAGGCCACAGCUUCCUAGCAGCAGUAUUAUUCUUUGUGUUUGUCUCUUUUUGCGAAGUAAUUGAAGAAGUCUCUCCUUCUGGGCAGGAGAGAGGGCUCAGAACAACCAGACAGGAUGUUAAAAGGCUGCUUCCACCUCUUCCACCCUAACCGGCGCUGGUUUUAUCGGGUUUAUCGGUCAUUUCCUUUCAGGGGAGAAUGACAUCUUUCCUACAAAAUUACAUCCAAAACUUUCAGUCUCGCUCCAGUUGUCUCCUGGAAAAGCAAACCUCCCUUUAUGGUAAGAGUCGGCUCUAUGAAUCAUCUGCUUUUUCCCCUUCGGCCAUUUUUCUUUCUUGUUCUGACCCAGAUGUCCGAGAACGCAGUGCUUUUCCUCCGCCGUUAGAACAACCACAGAGCUGCAGGCUCUUCUCAAACACAUCACAACAUCCUUUUGGUUUGGAAGAAGAUGGACAGGAGUUUUAUUUUCCAAAUUCUAAAAGAAUAGGGCUAAGAAUAAUUUUAUCAAAGUAGAAACAAUAAAAGAUCCUGGCCUGUAACAGAAAAGUCCAACAGUUUUCUCUUUCAUUUGUCCUCUGUAAUGAAAUCCCUCAAAUUUAAGAUCCUGCAAACGUUAAAAUAUUCUACGUUUGUUGCAUUAAAACACUAAAAUGACUCACUGGUACCAGACAAUUUUAAACUGUAUAUUUAAUAUAAAUAACAUCCAUAAACAAACAAAAUGGAGAAAGCCUCGAAACAGCCGGUGGUUAGAUUUCAGCCUCUUAUUUGUUCUAGUUGGGUUUCCUAACUCUUUAUAUUUUAUUUGUAGGAAUAUUUUUAAACAUUGUUUAAAACAUUUAUAUAGGUAAGGUUUUUAUGCAUUUUUGUGCAAGGACUGAAAAAGAUUUGGGGGCUUGUCCGGGAUCUGAAGUCAGACAAAAGGGGAUGCUACAGCAAGCAUGUAUUUAUUUCAGUGUUUGGCUCUAUGUUAAAAAUGUUUAUUUAUUUUUUCAGAUAACUCUUAAACAGACCAUGUGGUUUGUUACCGACUUGUGUUACGUGUUAAGGCAGAAACUUUUUUCAUGCCGAAGUUCAGUCUGAAUUGUUGCAUGUCUUACUUUCACAUGAAUCCAGACUAUCUUUCACAUUGGAACCACUCAAACAAACAAAAGAAAAACGUCUGAAUUUUAAAAUCCUGUUCUAAAUCAUUAAACUUUUCACUUUAAAAGACAGAAGAAUUUGGAAUUUCGGGAUAUUUUUGCAUCAUGAUGAGAGCAUUUGAAAGUUCUAGGUUUCAAAUUUUAUAUAUUUUCCCUCAACUUGUAGAUUUAUUUGUUAAUUUACCAUUUUAUUGAUUUAGGAUAAAUUAAUUAACAAUCAAACGUGGUAAUUCUGUUUUCCUCACCGUGUUGUUGAUCAGUUAAAGGUAGAAAUAAUCUAAACUUCACAGUUUUGCUCUUCUGAGAAAAAUUGAAUCGAAUCUUAAUAUUUUUCCUCUUUUUGUGAAACUUACUAUUAUUUCCCUUCUUCUUCCUAUCUGAUAAAUUUCAGAUAAUAUCUAAAUGGUUUAAAUUUAGAAAUUGAAAAUAAUACCCAGAAAAUUUUUAUUUAGUUAAACUCCUGUUCAUCAAAUAGAAAACAAUGACUAAAUCAGUUAAAUUCUUCAUAAUAAAACAUUUUUAUCUCCACUUCAUCCAGUUUAACACAGCAAAUUCAGGGAAUACACUCACAACAGACUUUUCAUCUCCUGCAGUAUUUUUAUUGUUGUUGUUGUCGUAAUUAUAAACACAGUUAAAAGUAAAGUUAGCAUAAAUAAUCUUAAUGUUUUUUUACAUUUAUUUCCUGUACAAAUAUAUUUAAAUAGAUUAAUUUUAUUUGAGAUGAUCAAUAUUCAGAAUAUAGACUUUUAGAGAUUACAAUUUUAUUUGAGAUGAUCCACAUUUAGAACUUUUAGAAAUUAUAAUUUAAAUACAACGUAGAUUAGAGGAGAUAAGACACAAACUCUAUUUCUGACUUUGUACAGUUUCACAUCUGCUGUUCUGGUUCCUCCUUUUCCACAAAUCAAAGGAUGUUUUUAACAGCUGAAUGUUAAAAUCUGGCUGAAAAUUGUUGGUUUUGACGAGUCGAGCAGAACCGACCAGGCCAUCCGAGCUGUUCAGAGAUCAGCCGGCAGGCUGGAAGAAUCAGGUGGGAGAACAGAUGGAAUGUUAAACCAUCCUGUUGAUGCGCGUCUGUGCUGGUCUCAGAUCAGCGUCCAGAUCAGGAACUUUAAAUGUUCUUUGAAUCCGUUCGACGCAGUAGAACAAAAAUCCUGUGAACUGGUCAUGAAAAUUAUUACUUGACUCAGUUUCACGUGAAAAUUUAACUUUUUCUUCUCCUCCUCAAACCUUCGUUUUCCUUUUGUUUAAAAGUUCAUGAAAUUAUUGUGGAAGUUUUUAUUCUGUCAGAUUAUUUUUGCACAUUAAGGGUUCAUAUGGAAUUCCCAAAAUAUCAGUAAUUCCUAUUUGAUUAUGAACAAAUAAAUAAAUCGUGUCCGUGAGGUUAUUAAUAACAAUAAUAAUAAUAACAAUAACAAUAAUAAUAAUAAUAAUAAUAAUAAUUAUUAUUAUUAUUAUUAUUAUUAUUAUUAUUAUUAUUAUUAUUAUUAUUAUAAGCUGCACUUAAACGCAAACAAAAAUAUAUUUUCUAAAGCUGACCCAGUUUAGUUUUUUUUACUCAUGGACAAGUUGGGAGGAGACACAAAUUAAAAAUAACAUAUAUUUCAAUAAUCUGUUUUCUGUAAGAGAAAAUUAUCUUAAUUUUUUUUUUUUUAAGUAGCCACCAUUUUUUCAGAAAUACAAAAUCUCCAAAGCUCUUUUUUGGGGAUUUUUUUAACCAGUUUAUUCUGGAAGAAACACACUGAACUUAAAUAAUUAUUCAUUUCUAUAGUUUUUUUUCUGUAAGGGCUCUCGUAUGUUUUACCAAAUGCAUCGUUGUAACUGAACUAGUUUAGAAUAACCAGAACUUUUCCUUUAAAAUAAUCCAGAAUCUAAUUUCUGUUUCACAUAAAAACAUCAUUAAUGUCUAUUUUUCUAGACAACAGAACAGUGGGAAUUCAAAUAAUCUGAAUUAGUAAAAAAAAAAAAAAAGUAAAGAUUACAGCUCUGAACAGGAACACACACACACACACACUGACUGUAGAUGCUUCCAGUUGCUAGGAUACAACGUUUACAUGAAAUAAACACGUAAAAGCUGAGAAAGAAGCAAGCGUCUGAGGUUCCUGCAGGCCUGCUGAUGGUUUUAAGGGUGAAAUAUUAAAAGUCUGUUUCAUGUAAAAACACGUAAAUGCCAACGAAACGCACUUGGGUGAAGAUGUUUAAUUUUACUACAGAUAUUUAUUUGGUGAUGCUCAAGACUUUUGUGUCAAUAAUUGAUUAUAAAUGCUGUUAUUACAGACUUCAGGUGCGUAUGUGCUGUUUGGUGUGUAAACAGUUUAGAUGUAGAUUUUAUUUAUGAAAAAUCAGCAUUUUGAAUGUUUUUCUAUGUUGAUUUAAAGUCUGACUCAGCAGUUUUAGGGAUGACGUUAGGAACCAGCUGGAAAAGACAAAAAGGAUCAAAACCAGUCAGGAAACCAUCCUGGAGGUUCGUUCGUGUAAAAACUUUAUUUAAACAUCUAAACACAAACAACGUUUUUAUUUGCUUUUGAGCUGGGUUUCUGUGCAGAACAAAAGUUUACGCACCUUUGUUAUUUUGUUGUCCCAUAAAAAAUAGCGAUGAUACAAUCACAACUCAUUAGUAUUGUUAUUUUAAAAGUGUUUGUUUUUAAGACGUGAAUUUGCGCCCAACAAAAUGAAUGUUGUUUAGAGUCUUUGGAGCUUUUAGUUUUUAUUUCAUCAUAAAUAGAUGAUAUACAAGAUUACAGGAAGAUCCGGUGGAUUUUUACAUUUACUUUUCUUUUACUUGUGUUCCUUUUCCAGAAAGUGUGAAAAGGUCUAUUCAAAAUGUUACCUUGAAUUUCUGACAUUUGUUUUUAUCCUAAAAAUGACCAAACCUGUUUAGUGACUUCGUGCAAGUCGCAAAAGUUUCACCAUGCUCCCAUCCAGCAGCUUCGAACAAUAUUUAGCUUUAAAUAUGAAGGAAAUGAGUCUUUUUAGGUAUCUUUUGUCCUCUUUGCAGCUUGCUUUUAACUUUAGCUGUAAAGAAAUUAAUUACUUAUCAUCUAGUAGACCUCUCACUGAUUGCAUGACUCUGCCGUGGACCUCCAUGGUGGUUUCUGACGUGGUCUGCAGGAGGAUGAAACUGCAAAGCUUCUCUUAUUCUUUUGUCUCAAAUUUAAGAUAGUCUUUUCCAGCCGAUGAUCAACAUGCUAACAGCUGCUUUGCUUUUUUCUUUAUUUAAAGAGCAAGUCACCCCCUACCAGAGUAUUACUCAACUCCCACUUCCUGUUUGAAAAAUGCAACAAAUGUUGCCUAGCGGACCGAGAGGGCGGAGCCGCUAACAAAUACACACACACGGGCUCACAACAACAUUGUGACAUCAUAUGGUACCAGCUAAUGUUCUAGGGUACCUCUUAGCCAAUAGUGAUGGCAGAUCUAAAUUCAAAUGCAGUGCAGAGUUUUUACCUGACAACGACACAACACUGUUAGGCAGAAAAUUAAAAUUUUAACUAAAAUCCACGUGUCUGCAGCACAAUUAGACACACAUUUAUAUAGUGUAUCAGAAAAAAAUGUUGAUUUGGGGGUGACUUGCUCUUUAAUGAGAACAUUCUCUCCAUGCCUGAAACCUAAAUACAGGUUUUGGUCUAUUCUUGUUAUCAUCUUAAGUAUUUGCCACUAAACAGUGAUUAAAUAAGUGUUUUUCCAGUGAUGUACAGAAAAUGUUCUUUGCUUUUUUUGCAUCUCAGAGUUAUAAACACUGUAUUUGUUUAUUUUUCACAGUAAAAGCUGUUGGACAACACAUGCACAGAAUAGUUUUAGGCACUAUUUUUCACUUGGACACCCCACCUUUGAUGCAAAAGUGUUGACUUUGUAAGAUUUCUUGUUCUCACUGACUGAAUAAUGUUCCUGUCUCAGCCAAAGCCACCUCUUCCUUUCAGAAUCUAAUGUAUUGUUUCUGAUGAUCAUGUAUUUGUGCUCUGAAGACACUGAAUGAUCUUUUUUGAAAUUUUCGGCAAACAUGAAUGCAUAACUCUCCGUUCACUGACCAGAUUUUUAUGGCACUGUUCUUUGAUUGUAUAGUUGCAGUAGGAGCUGUAGGAUGACCACGCUAAGGCAGAUUUGUGACGUUAUUAUGGAAAGCCGGUUUAUUAUAGGAACAGAAACUGUUCAGUUAGCAGGUGUUCUAUGUAAGAAUGUCCUUAAAGAAAAUUUGAUGAAAUGUAAAAUGAUCAAAAUAAAGACGGACAUUUUCUCAUUAGUCUGCUUUCUCUUGUUUUUAAGAUUUCUGCCAUUUUUUUCUCAGACUCUUUAAACCGAAUGAGCAGAAGAUGGACUCUUAUUUUGAAGAGAUUUUAGAAGACUAACCUCUAAAUUAAAAAGGUUUCUCAAUCAAAACAACCUUAAUGGUCAUUGAUCCAACAAGGUCUCCCCCAGAGGUUCUGGUCCAUCCUGAUAUCAGCUCCAUCCAUCCUGUUCCACCGACGUUUCCACCACAUCCCAGAGGUUCUGGACUGGUCUGAGGUCUGGUGACUGUGGAGGCCGUUGGAGUCCGGUGAACUCAUGGUCAUGUUAUAGAAACCAGUUAUGAUGGGUCCAUGUGGUCAUAAAACAUCUAAAAUCAUCUGGUUGGUUGAUCAGAUAUUUGUUAUUGAACAGGUGUGGCAGGUGCAUCUAAAAUACAUUUCUGACUGCAUCCUCACACCAGUUUCUUUCACACAGAUGAAAAUAAUGAUCAUGAGACACAAUAAAGUCUAAAGAUUUAUUUAAAGUAUGACACACAAAAAACUCCAUGAAUAAACUAUUCCACAUUUCACUGGGCAACAACGUCCCUCAAAGAUUAGCAUCCAGCUGAAAAGUGAUGGGAUCAGGCUGCUUGUCUCAAUAAGCAUCAAACAACAUUAUUUCAUAUUAUAUACAAAUAUUAAACAAUCAUAACCGGCUGUGUUUUUAUACAGUGGAGCUAGCAUAAAGCUCACAAAUAUGUUCUAUGUUGGUUUUUCUUUAUUUUAAUUACAAUCGUGCUCAAAACCUUUAAAAAAUAAAACAAAGUAAAUAAGCUGAGUCAUGCCACAAAUUAAAAAUCUAUUAUUUUAGAUAAAUUCACUCUUUUUGCUGCAAUAUAAUCAAAAGUGGUAUUUUUACAUCAUUUCUUUUACAUUUAUUUAAAGAGCAAGUCACCCCCUACCAGAUUCUUACUCAACUCCCACUUCCUGUUUGAAAAAUGCAACAAAUGCUGUUGCCUAGCAGACCGAGAGGGCGGAGCCGCUAACAAAUACACACAUACACAGGCUCACAACAACAUGGUGACAUCAUAUUGUACUAGCUAACGUUCUAGGGUACCUCUUAACCAAUAGCGAUGGCAGAUUUAAAUUCAAAUGCAGUGCAUUUUUACCUGACAAUGGUACAACACUGACAGCAUUAGGCAGAAAUUUUUAAAUUUUAACUAAAAUGCACUAAAGUGCAAAACUAUUGACUAUGCGUGUCUGCAACACGAUUAGAGACGCAUUUAUAUAGUUUAUCAGAAAAAAAGUCGAUUUGGUGUGACUUGCUCUUUACUUUCUCAGGAAACAAAAGCUAAUUUUAUAUUUGUGCAACAGAAUCCUAAAAUUCCACAUAAAGCAACUUUAAACUGAACAAAAUGUGAGAAAAUGCCUCAGAAAUAUGUGAAAAAAAGGAUGAAGACGUAAAAUUUGUUUAUUUUAUAUACUGAACAAUAAAGUUUUAGUUUUCAAAAUGGCAACAGCCAGGUACGAACAAAAGCUGUUGCUGAUUAUGAACUUCAAGUUUGUCCUUUGGAGGAAAAAACAAACAUCAUUUUCUACUAAAAGAACAUUUUAAAUCACUCAAAAGAAAAAUCACAUAUUUAUAUCUACAAACUGUUAGCAUGAGCUAGCCUAGCAUAGCAUUAAGACUGAAAACAUGGAUAAAGGAGACAUUUUUGGUGUGUUUUUGUAAAAUAAAUCAUCAUAAUGCAUCUUUUCUGAAUUUGUGCCCUUAGCAUUAGUUUUUCAGCAUCUGCUGUAAUACGAUCCUUUAGAAUAAAUGAAAUUUAGCCUAACAGUAAACUGAUAAACACACACAGCAUGGUCUCAUCAGCUGACUUGUGUCCUCACUGGGAACUCUAUCUGUUUAAUAUAAUUUAAGAGCUUCAGAAACAGUAUCUUUUGGCUCUCGGAGCUAAAAAUCUUAGCAGAGAACUUCAACUUGAAGCUAUAAGGUUAGUCAAAAGUCGAGUACGAAGCACCAAAGGUUAUAGCAGAGGCACAUGUAUCCCACCAGGCUGCAACAGUUGGUGUUGGCAGCAUCCAGAAUCCUAUCCUCUCACAGCGGGGUCAUUUCAUGUGGUCUGGGGCUGGUUUCAACCUCUUUUCACUCCAGAUUCUAUGAGUCAGAAAGUGUUUAAAACGUGGAGGUUUGACAAACAAACUAAGAGAAAUUUGGUAAACUUCAUGAGACAACAGCUGAAAGUAAAUCUGCAUGAUGGUCUUGUAACUUUGUGGUUUGUUCCCACAUGAUGUCACAAUAAAAGGUUGCAGCUGUGUGAGAUACUGUCUUAGGAGUAGAAAUAAAAUAGGAAAAUAAGAAAUUUUACAACAAAAACAUUCCCACAAACUGCUCCGUGGUGUUUCAGAGCUACAGGACAAAGAUGUUUCUGCCCGAAGACCCAGAUCAGUAAAUAUGAUCAUGUCUCUGAGCAAAGUGAAACAGAAAAGAAAGGAAAACGGCAGCAAAUCAAAGAGAUGCACAGUAAUAAAACGUUCUAUCACAGCGAGGCUUCUUCAGAGGAACAUGCACAAAAACAAACCUGUUUAUCAGGGACUUGCUCAAGCUUAGACCAGUUUUCUGCCUGAUUUAAGGGCAAAAAUCAGUGUGAAAACAUGAAGAUUGGAACAAAACCAGACUUUAUAAGAUCUGACUGAUUUCUCCAUCUUCCUUUCCUUGUGUUCGUUCUAACAUCAAAGAGUUUUCCUUAAACUACAUAAUAGCUGAAAAACUUUGUUUAAAUCAAUUUGAUGACCGAAAACCUUCCACUGCUUCACUCAGAAAGACAUUUCAUCUACAUCUCAGCAGAAAUGGUUUCUUCCUGUUAUGGUGUCUCUCUUAGGACAACUUUAAUUGUCACGGAGAUGUCCUCAGACCAAACAGGUGUCAGGAAAAAAAAAGUCAGACAAUAAAAACAUCAAAAAAUGGGAAAAAAUUCUGUCAGAUGAGGAACAUCAGGUUAAACAAAAAGCAACAGCUAUCAGGUGUCAAAAUAAAAGCGUCCACUCCUGAGAGGAAAAGAUGUCAGAAGAAGAAAAAUCCACCAGAAGGUAGCAUCAGGUGUCAGGGAUGAAGACUCCACUGGACAAAAAGCAUCAAGUAUCAAGGGAGAAGUGUUCGAUAAAA